ACAGACAGACAGACAGUCAGACAGACAGACAGACAGACAGACAGGGAACACCUGGACCAAGCAGGGCAUUGAGUUACCCUGAGUAAGAGGAAGCUCUUUUUUUCCUGAGUUUUUACAGCCACUCUCUCUCAGCUCGGCUGCAGAACAAAAGCAGAGGAGUGCAGCUGUGUUGCUGUGAUUUGAGGAGAGCAUGUUUGACUGUAUGGAGGCACUGGGGCUGCUCCCCCGGCCCCUCUUUGAUGUGACCGGCCAGGGCUCCUGCAUGCUGGGGAAGGCCACCCCUUACUUCUCCGGCCUGGACCCCUUCGCCUGGGCCGGGACCAGCAGCGUCCAGUCGGUGGAGACCCAGAGCACCAGUUCAGAGGAGAUGGUGCCCAGCUCUCCUUCUCCUCCUCCUCCUCCUCGGGUCUACAAGCCGUGCUUCGUGUGCCAGGACAAGUCGUCUGGGUAUCACUACGGAGUGAGCUCCUGUGAGGGCUGCAAGGGUUUCUUCAGGCGCAGUAUCCAGAAGAACAUGGUGUACACCUGCCACAGAGACAAGAACUGUCAGAUCAACAAAGUGACCCGCAAUCGCUGCCAGUACUGCCGGCUGCAGAAGUGCUUCGAAGUUGGCAUGUCCAAGGAAGCGGUGCGCAACGACAGGAACAAAAAGAAGAAGGACGUGAAGGAGGAGGUGGUGCUGCCGGAGAACUACGAGCUGAGCGGGGAGCUGGAGGAGCUGGUGAACAAAGUCAGCAAAGCUCACAAGGAGACUUUUCCAUCUCUGAUGCAACUUGGAAAAUACCACACAAACUCAAGUGCUGAACACAGAGUGCAGCUGGACUUGGGCCUGUGGGAUAAGUUCAGUGAGCUCUCCACUAAGUGCAUUAUAAAGAUUGUGGAGUUUGCCAAGCGGCUACCAGGCUUCACCACGCUCACCAUCGCUGACCAGAUCACCCUCCUCAAAUCUGCAUGUCUGGACAUCCUGAUGCUGAGGAUAUGCACCCGUUACACACCAGAGCAGGACACCAUGACCUUCUCCGAUGGCCUGACUCUCAACAGGACACAGAUGCAUAACGCCGGCUUCGGUCCACUCACAGAACUGGUGUUUGCCUUCGCCAGUCAGCUGCUUCCUUUAGAGAUGGACGACACUGAGACGGGGCUGCUUAGCGCCAUUUGCCUGAUCUGUGGAGAUCGUAUGGACCUGGAGGAGCCGGAGAAGGUGGAUAAGCUGCAGGAGCCACUGUUAGAGGCGCUGAAGAUCUACACCCGCCGCAGACGCCCGAACAAGCCUCAUAUGUUUCCGCGCAUGCUGAUGAAAGUUACAGAUCUCAGAGGAAUCAGCACCAAAGGUGCAGAGAGAGCCAUCACACUGAAGACAGAGAUUCCAGGGCCCAUGCCUCCUCUCAUCAGGGAGAUGCUGGAGAACCCCGAACUUUUUGAGGACAGCAGUGAUUCAGGGGACAGCGCAGCCGCAGCUGCACCCCCGGCUGAACCCCCAGCUGCAGCCCCAGCACCCCCCGCCGCUCCCGCCGUUCAAGCCAUCAAGCAAGAGGAAAAAGCCACGUAUGAGUCGGCCGUCGAAGAGGAAGAGGAGGAGGAAGAGGACGACUACUGGGACGAGGAGAAAGAGCGAGGGCUGGACAGUGACGUGGAGCUGUGGGGGGAGGCGGCCGCCAUGAAAGCCGUGACUGGGAAAGCACAGUGAGAGAGACACAGUGACGCUGCUUCCUCCUCCCACCCAGCAACAUCUCAGAGAAAACCUCAUGAUAUCAGGCUCUUAUAUAACAACAUGUGGCAUACAGCACAUAUUUACAUAUACUGUACAUAUACUGGACUGAGAUUAAAAAUGUGUUCAAAUCAGCAGAGGAAACGAAGAAUGGGAGAAGAUAAAGCACUAAAUGUCAGUGGAUGGAGGAGAUCGCCAUUGAAAACUCGCUGUGCCAAAAUGAGACUGUCUAAAAGAUAUUUCAAAAGUGUUUUGUCCACACGGAGAGGAACCAGAGGCGGUGGACAGAAGAAAUGCACUCCUCUAUAAGGGCUAUGCUGUGUAUAAAAUUGAUGGUUAAAUGCAUUGUAGCAACAGAUCUCUACAUGGUGGUGUCCAUGUGCCGCAAAUGUCUUCUCAAAAUUCCUUUUAUUCCUAUUCAGAGAUAUGCUUCUUAUUUUUUUAUUGUAUGGUUUUUUCCUAAGCAUGUUCACAUUUCUGUGUUUUUGUCUUCAUGCCUGUUUGUGGGACUGUUUUUAUAUCUUCACUUACUCCUGCUCAUAUUCGACGCGACUCACAUGUUUUUUAAGCUUAAGGCUCUAAUUUUUUGCAUUUGUGCUUUAGUGGACACGGUAAAAACAGCAAUAGCAAAUAUCAUAGGACGGAGCAAAGCAAGAGCAGGACUCAAACUCACAAUGUGACAAGCACAUUGGUGUGUAAAUAAGUCUUUGAAUCCACGGAAUCAUGUUGAAGAGAAUAAUCCUGUGAUUUCAACUCUGUUGCUUUUGAUCCAAAUAAGAUUUUGAGAAUGCAAAAGAAAUACAGGGACAAAAAUCCGCCUCUCAACAAGAACCAACACUUUGAAUAAAAGGGUAGAUUUCAUGUCAAUCUCAGGUUGAUUGUUUCAGGGUCUCGUCUCACCUGUCGUAAAAAAGUAAGAAUAGUUGGUGGGAAUGCUCUGGCGUAACUUCCCCAUCUUCAAAGGAAAAAUCUUCUUACAUCAAGUAGCAGGAAAGUUGUUGACUCCGAUGUAUUCGCUCUUUGUACAGUAACCAGGUACAGGUAAGCCAUAUGAAUUUCAUUUUGUAAGAAUGGGCAAAUAAAAUUAACUAAACAGACAAAACCCUUAAAAGCUGUUUAAGUCACAGAAAACCUCAGGUGUAUAUCUGU
This is a messenger RNA of Limanda limanda (common dab), 2857 nucleotides long. Its product is annotated as retinoic acid receptor gamma-A-like. Bases 191 to 1687 code for a protein of 498 amino acids. The transcript is spliced from 8 exons. Gene Ontology annotation, biological process: regulation of transcription by RNA polymerase II; cellular response to corticotropin-releasing hormone stimulus; retinoic acid receptor signaling pathway. Lineage: Eukaryota; Metazoa; Chordata; Actinopteri; Pleuronectiformes; Pleuronectidae. Gene Ontology annotation, cellular component: transcription regulator complex; nucleus. The record is from RefSeq and is a predicted model, not a curated record. Gene Ontology annotation, molecular function: zinc ion binding; RNA polymerase II cis-regulatory region sequence-specific DNA binding; nuclear receptor activity.